CACUCUUUUAUUAUUAUUAUUUUUGUCGCAUCGCAAUUUCACUUCCUCUCUUAAAUCAACAAAUUUGAACAAAUUGAAACCCUAAAUCAACAAAUUGGACUCGCAUUCAUCUUGACGCCGCCGGAUUCGGUCACCGGCCGCCACAACCAUCGUCAGUUUCUCUUUCUUUUUAAUUUUCCAUAAUUUUUCUCAUUUUCUGGCAUUGUUAGGAAGCUGAAUUGCAUUGGAAUCAAUGGAGGCUAAAUUUUUCCGCUUUUUAAAGAUUGUGGGUGUUGGAUACAAAGCUAGAGCUGAAUCUGCAGGGAGGUUACUGUAUCUCAAAUUGGGUUACAGUCAUGAGGUGGAACUAUCCGCGCCUCCAGCUGUUCGUGUUUUCUGCUUCAAAAACAAUGUAAUUUGUUGUACUGGAAUCGACAAGCAAAGGGUUCAUCAGUUUGCAGCUACCGUUCGCAAUUGUAAGCCGCCUGAAGUUUACAAAGGUAAGGGGAUAAUGUAUACUGAUGAAGUUAUCAAGAAAAAACAAGGAAAGAAAUCUAAAUAAUUGUAUAAUCUUCGUGAUUUCAUGAAGUCUGCAAAUCAAAUCAGGUGCACACUGGCUUGACUCUGCACAAUUUUUUCAGUGUUAGAAUUCUUAAAAAGAGCAUGGAUUAUCAUGUUUCAAGUAACAAAAUGUUUUUGCUUCAAUGCGAUUGAUAUGUAUCAUUUUGAGUUUAUCUUUGUUGAGACAUUUUAUCUAAUUAAUAACCAGUCCAAGAGUUGAAAUAUUAUUACAUGGUUGAUUUUGAAUUUUA
Messenger RNA from Medicago truncatula (barrel medic), 791 nucleotides. Its product is annotated as 60S ribosomal protein L6, mitochondrial. Lineage: Eukaryota; Viridiplantae; Streptophyta; Magnoliopsida; Fabales; Fabaceae. The record is from RefSeq and is a predicted model, not a curated record. Gene Ontology annotation, cellular component: ribosome. The coding region runs from base 233 to 541 and encodes 102 amino acids. The transcript has a single exon. Gene Ontology annotation, biological process: translation. Gene Ontology annotation, molecular function: rRNA binding; structural constituent of ribosome.